AUGGAAUUUGAUGAUAGAGCUCUUGAAAUAGAAGCUCUAAGAUCAAUAUAUACAGAAGAUGAAUUGUUAUAUGAUGAAAAUAGGAAUAUUGUGAGUAUCCACUUAUCUAGAGAGGGAACAUAUCGUUUAAUUAGAAUUGCUAUUAAAAUUUCCUUACCAAAAGAAUAUCCACAAUUAUCCCCAAUCAUUUACUUUGAAGAUAUACAAGGAAUUAAUGAUCAACAAGAAUUAGAACAGUUGUAUAAAUUUGCAAAUAAUUGUGUUCAAAGUCAUAUAGGGGAAAUUUGUAUCUUUAACAUUAUAGAAAAUAUCCAAGGUCAUAUCGAUGAAUUAGUACAACUGAAACCUGUGGAUCCUCAUUAUAAUCAAUGCCAAUACUCUUCAAAUACAAAUCAAUCUUUAUUAAAGAGCACACAAGAUGAGGGUGAAGUUGUAUAUAAAGAUCUUUCAGAUAAAAUUUUAUGUAAUGUUGAUAAAAGGGUUACUGAAAGUGAAUUUAAUAAGUGGAAAGAUUCUUUUAAAAGUGAAAUGAUAGAUAAGGGUAUUUGGAAAUCAAAUAACAACAUCGGUACCAGUUUAACUGGGAAACAACUUUUUGAGUUGGAUAAUUUACUAAUUAAAAGCGAUAUAAAUAGUGUUGAUUAG
Messenger RNA from Cryptosporidium muris RN66, 645 nucleotides. RefSeq names its product RWD domain-containing protein. NCBI's taxonomy places the organism in Eukaryota, Apicomplexa, Conoidasida, Eucoccidiorida, Cryptosporidiidae. Gene Ontology annotation, molecular function: protein binding. The transcript has a single exon. The record is from RefSeq and is a predicted model, not a curated record. Gene Ontology annotation, biological process: cytoplasmic translation. Bases 1 to 645 code for a protein of 214 amino acids.